CCCGCGCUGGCGUCCUGACUCCGCCAACACCGCCCACAGGAGCGCGUGAUGCACGAGGAGCACCUGCGGCAGGUGGAGGCCCAGCUGGACUACCUGGCUCCGUUCCUGGCCCAGCUCCCACCGGGAGAGAAGCUGACGCGCUGGCAGGCCAUGCGGGUCAAGGACGAGUGCCUCAGUGACUUCAAGCAGCGGCUCAUCGACAAGGCCAACCUCAUCCAGGCCCGUUUUGAGAAGGAGACCCAGGAGCUGCAGAAGAAGCAGCAGUGGUACCAGGAGAACCAGGUGACCUUGACGGCCGAGGACGAGGACUGGUACCUGAGUUACUGCUCUCAGGCCAUGUUCCGCAUCCGCAUCCUGGAACAGCGGCUCAACCGCCACAAGGAGCUGGCCCCACUCAAGUACCUGGCUCUGGAGGAAAAGCUCCACAAGGACCCACGCCUGGUGGAGUUCCUGAAAGUCUUUGUUUGAUGCUUGGCCGAAGCUGCCAGAGCAAGAACCCGCCCCCACGGCCUGGCCCCUGUGCGCUCUACAGCCAGCGAUGACCUUUCCCUCCGGUGCCCGACCUCACCGCCACCCCGCCUCCCAGCAGCCCUGUCUCUCCUGCUUCUUAUGACUUUCCUGUAAAUAAACACACUUUUCUUUC
Messenger RNA from Leptonychotes weddellii (Weddell seal), 643 nucleotides. Lineage: Eukaryota; Metazoa; Chordata; Mammalia; Carnivora; Phocidae. The record is from RefSeq and is a predicted model, not a curated record.